This is a messenger RNA of Sarcophilus harrisii (Tasmanian devil), 1790 nucleotides long. Its product is annotated as bax inhibitor 1-like. The transcript has 5 exons. Bases 83 to 784 code for a protein of 233 amino acids. Lineage: Eukaryota; Metazoa; Chordata; Mammalia; Dasyuromorphia; Dasyuridae. The record is from RefSeq and is a predicted model, not a curated record. Gene Ontology annotation, cellular component: mitochondrial membrane. Gene Ontology annotation, molecular function: enzyme binding. Gene Ontology annotation, biological process: negative regulation of RNA splicing; cellular response to unfolded protein; negative regulation of apoptotic signaling pathway.
GAUCCUGGCAAUUUGAAACUCAGAAGGCUGGAGCCAAGAUGGUGAAGACCUGGGCCAUCCCGUGCUCUCGGACACCUUGAAGAUGUUUUACUGGAAGACCAACUUGGAAGCCCUUUGGAGGAUUUCCAAUCUCACCCCCUUUACCCAGAAGCACCUGAAGAAGGUCUACGCCAGCCUUGCCCUCUGCAUGCUGGUGGCAGCCACGGGUGCCCACCUGAAUGUGGCGGCCCACCUCUUCGAGGCCGGCUUUCUCUCAGCGCUGAGCUCCUUUGUGAUUCUCUUCUGGCUGCUGAUCACCCCCCACCGAGAUGACACGGAGCCCAAGAGAUUGCUCCUGCUGGGGGGCUUCGCUUUCCUCAUCGGGGUCGGGCUGGGCCCUGAGCUGGACUCCUGCAUCGACACUGACCCCAACAUCGUCCCUUCCUCCUUCAUGGGCACAGUGAUGACCUUCAGCUCCUUCACCCUGAACGCCUUCUACGGCCGCUGCCUCGGCUGUCUCUGCCUGGGGGGCAUCCUGCUGUCCGCCCUCACCCUAUUGCUCGUCUCUUACCUGGGGAACCUCUUCUUCCUGUCCAGCUGGCUCUCCCAAGCCAACAUGUACAUCGGACUGGCAUUUCUGUGCGGACUAGUGAUCUUCGACACGCAGCUCAUCAUCGAGAAGGCAGAGAGAAAGGACGAAGACUACAUUUGGCACUGCAUGGACCUGUUCCUGGACUUUGUUACCCUCUUCAGGAAAUUCAUGGCUUGUGAAGAGAGACCCUUUAGGAUCUCAGACUCUGCAUGAAGCAAACAUUGGUGAUGGAUUAAGUAAUACUUCACAAGCCUCUCUUCUAUGCAGCAGCUCUGAAGGACAGAAUAUCUGAGGUAUUCUCAAGACACACAAGACUCGAUUGCAAAAAGGAAGAAAGAAAGGAAGGAAGGAAGGAAAAAGGAAAGAAAAGGAAGAAAGGAGAGAAAGAAAGAAAGAAAAGAAAAGAAAGAAUUUGUCCAUCCAUGAUUCAUUUUGGAAUUCAGUCUUGUAUUCAAAAGUAAAUCUUCAUCUGAUGUCUAAUUGUGGUCUUGAAAGAGACAGAAUUCUGGUGCCUUGAUGAUGGAGUAGGAUUCUUAUUGGGCUUCAAGGACAGACCCAAUGAUAAGAAGGUGAGAUUGUUUAGACGAAUAACUUGAAGAGAGAUGGGAGAGCACAAAUUGGACAUGAAUAAGCUACAGCAUAUGACCCAAAUAGAUUUUUUUCAACAGAAGCAGCAUGAAGGACAUCUGAGAGAGAGAUAUUACUGGGAAUGCAAGAGCUUCAACCAGAUAGCUAAAACAAAGGAUGACCAAUGGAUAGCCUUGCUCCUCUGGUAUAGUACCGAUGUCAAAAGAAUCAUAGACAUGGCUUGAGUACAUGGACCAGAUUUCUGUGAGAAAUUCGUCAGGAGACAAGGAAAAAGUAUUCCAUAAUUUGAGAGAGGAUAGAUUUGCAAUAUGGAACUACCACUAAAUUAAUGAACUCACUGCCCCAAAGACAUUGUUUCUCUGAAUAAAAAGGUUGCAAGAAAGGAAGAGAGAAUGGCAGUAUUGGAUGCCAUCAGCUUCCUAUAUGUGAUGGAAGAUACACAUGUUCAAAACUCGAAUGUGGUUCCUUCCCUCUUUUCUUUUCAGUGGUUUCCUCCCAGAACUUUCUGAAAACAAGAACAGGAGCCUUUACUCAACAUGUAGUGGUCAUCCUGGGAAAACUUCUGAAUCAAUAAGGUUAUUCUGUGAGUAAGGAUCAAAUAGAGGAUUACACAAAAACACAUUUAAUAUCU